AUAAGCUCUUCUACACUGAUAAACAUUUCUCAGACGCCCUAGUUAGAUCUUGAGUUAUUCAUUUAAUUUGUUCACUUCGGCUACUAAAUAUGAAUACUAAGCUUGCACUUGUUGUCACACUCUUUCUAGCCUCAUGCGCGGUUUCCAAGGGAAGAUUUCUAAGUUUUUCGAAACAACUGGAUCGCUAUAGUUUUCCUCCGAAUUUUAGUUUUGGUGUUGGUUCUUCAGCUUAUCAGUAUGAAGGUGCAUUCGCUGAAGGAGGAAGGACACAGAGCACUUGGGACAACUUCACACAUGCAUAUCCAGAAAGGACAAAUAUGGACAAUGGAGAUAUAGCCGUUGAUUUUUAUCAUCGAUACAAGGAUGACAUCAAGUUGAUCAAGGAAAUGAAUAUGGAUACUUUCAGAUUUUCCAUCUCUUGGUCAAGAAUAUUACCAAGCGGAAAAGUAAGCGACGGAGUAAACAGCGAAGGGAUUCAAUUCUACAAAAAUCUCAUUGAUGAACUUAUCAAUAAUGGCAUAAAACCCUUUGUAACUAUCUACCAUUGGGAUAUCCCUCAAGUUCUAGAGGAUGAGUACGGUGGAUUCUUAAGCCCUCGAAUCAUUGAUGAAUUCCGGAACUUUGCAAAACUGUGCUUCCAAGAAUUCGGUGACAAGGUGGAUAUGUGGAUAACGUUCAACGAGCCAUACAUUUAUAGCGUUGCGGGUUACGACAAGGGUACUAAAGCAAUGGGACGUUGCUCGAAAUGGGUAAACAGCUUAUGUGUGGCUGGCGAUUCGAGCACAGAACCGUACUUAGUCUCUCAUCAUCUUCUUCUAGCUCAUGCUGCAGCUGUUGAAGAGUUUAGAAAUUGUGACAAGAUCUCACAAGAUGGUAAGAUAGGCAUGGUGUUAUCACCUGUGUGGGCCGAACCUUAUGAUGUCGCUUCCCAUGCUGAUAAAGAAGCAGUUGCACGAUCUCUUGCCUCCUAUGUUGGUUGGCAUCUUGAUCCUCUAGUUUUUGGAGAUUAUCCGGAAACGAUAAAGAAUAAUGCUGGAAAUAGAUUGCCUUCUUUUACCAAAGAACAGUCAGAAUCAAUCAAAAACUCAUUUGAUUUCAUUGGAAUAAAUUACUACACUGCUCGAUUCGUUGCUCACCAGCUUCAUCGCGACCCUACACGACUUAGUUUCAGUACGGAUCAACACCUCGAAUAUAAAGUGACAAAUUGUAACGGCGAUUAUAUCUCUUCAGAAUCGGAUGGAUCAAAACUUCUCUACACAUAUCCUGAAGGCAUACGCAAGAUUCUAAAUUAUGUUAAAGAUAAAUAUAACAACCCAACUAUUUACAUAACAGAAAAUGCAAUCACUGUGGAUGGGUGUGACGUGAGGGGGUAUUCUGCAUGGUCGUUGUUAGAUAAUUUUGAAUGGGAACGUGGCUACACAAUGAGGUUUGGUCUGCACUACGUUGAUUAUGCCGAUGAUCUAAAACGAUAUGCUAAAGAUUCAGCCAAAUGGUUCAAAAAGUUCCUCGAGAGAUCGGAACAAUUUACACCACUGGAUCUGUUUAAGAGUACCAAGAAAUGGUGGUCUGCGUUGCAGAUGAUCUAAGUUCUUUGGAAAAUUAGGAUCAUGCACCUGAAUCUUUGUCGUAUUGUAGAUUACAAAAUAUACGUUUACGAUGAUGUUUUUUCUUACAAGAUUAACUUGUGAUUUUGGUAGAUAUUUACUCUCUCACUGCCCAAAAUCCUGGGUAUGUAUUUACUCUCUCACUACCCAAAUUCCUUAAAAAACAUAAAUAUUAUCAUUAAUUUUAUAUA
Thlaspi arvense is the source of this 1795-nucleotide messenger RNA. The record is from the annotation of a GenBank genome assembly. NCBI's taxonomy places the organism in Eukaryota, Viridiplantae, Streptophyta, Magnoliopsida, Brassicales, Brassicaceae.